Messenger RNA from Prorocentrum cordatum, 646 nucleotides. Lineage: Eukaryota; Dinophyceae; Prorocentrales; Prorocentraceae. The record is from the annotation of a GenBank genome assembly.
AUGGCCCCGAUGGAGCCGGCCAAGGCGGGUGCGGCCCUCGCCAGGGAGACGCUCGAGGAGGCCGUCUCCGGGCUUGGGGAGAAGGAGCUGCAGGAGAUGGGCGUGAGGCUGACCAGGAGCGCCGCGGGCAUGGAGGAGAUGCUCGAAGAGCUCGAGGUGGAGCGGCGAGACCUCAAGGAGGAGAACGCGUAUCUGAACGAGACAAUCUCCCUCUUUAUGAAGGAGAUGCAGAAGCUCAAUAUCGGCAAGGACAACACCGUGGAUCCCACGCUGGUGGACAGCGCGCCCCUUGCCUUCGUCGGGCGCUUCUGGGAGAAGGUAAAGCCCCGGGACACCGCUUACGCGAUCAACGAGCACGUCGGCGAGAUAAAAAAGCCGGAGCCGGGCCAGCAGGCCACACCGACGCCGCAGGAGGUCGCGAGGCAGGUGGGCCAGAGCACCGUUCAGAACCUGCGCGGUGCUUUUGGUCCCCUCUGGCAGAGGGCGGAGACCUUGGUCAAGGACACCCACGAGAAGGUGCAGGCGAACCUGCAGGAGCGGGCCGCGGCCAGGGAGGCGGAGCUGGCGAAGCAGCGCUCGGCUGCCAAGGGCUCGAAGGAGCCCAGAGCGUCCAAGAAGCGAGCUCCCAAGCAGCCCGCCGCCGAGG